AUGGGUAAGAGCGAUCAUUGUGCAAUUUUUGGUUGUAACAACGAUCGUCGAUACAAAGAAAAGUAUGUUUUGAAAGAUCAUAUUUAUAAGACUUUUAGUUUCAGCGAAUUAAAAUUUUUUACUUGUAAAGAGAAAUAUUUUUCCACAUGGAGUAAAAUUAUUAACAGAGAAAUAGUCGAUCCUUUAACAAAAAAAAGAAAGCUAUAUGCUGUAAAUAAGAAUACAAAAGUAUGUGCAAAUCAUUUUGAGUAUGGGAAGCCAACUGAGCUAUCCCCUCAUCCAAAGUUAUAUUUGAAAGGAUACGAAAUAUCUUCUCCUCAAAAUAAAAGAAAAUUACCAAUUCCUCGAUAUACACCUACUACAGUUUCUAAAAAACAUAAAAAUACACAUUUUUCAAGUACCUGUACCACUACUAGUAGCAGUAACAAUAAUGACAAUAUUCCCCAACAGUCUUCUCUGUCAAUAUCUCCUCCAUGUCUAUCAUCAACAGCAUCUAAUCAGCAACUUUCUCCACAACAAAUCGAUUUAAUUACUAACACACCAGCAACUUAUCUAACACCAACAACACUUUAUAAACAAAGUAGUCAUAAAAGAUUAACAUGGGAGGCAGUGCGUUCUUUACCCAAAGUCAUAAAAUUGUAUACUGGGUGUCCCACUGAAAAUGUUUUUUUAUAUAUUGUUAGUCGUGUUCAAGCUAAACAUAAAAAAGUGUCUUAUUUUAUGGAUUAUAAACGUUCAUUUGAACCAAAGCAAUAUCAGUUUAGUCCUGCUAGUAAACCUUCAAGUACAGGGAAACCUGGUCCAGCACGACAGCUUUUUGUUGAAGAUGAAGUGUUACUUACUUUAAUGCCCCGAGAACUUGAACCAUUAAUUUAUUGGCCUGCUCCAGAAGAAACAUUAAGUUUUACACAUCCUCAUUUUAUUGGAGAUUUCGUUUAUGUUGAAGGUAUUGGUGACUGUACUGAACAAACUAUUCAAAAACCUGCUAAUGCUAAAGCUCAAUAUCAAACAUAUAGUUCUUAUAAAAGUAGAAACACAUUAAAAAAACUUAUAUUUUGUACUAAAGGCGGUUCUAUCUCUUUUGUUUCUAAAGGUUACUCUGGAUCUUCCUCAGAUCGUUUUAUCACUAAAGAUUGCAAUGUUGCAAGAAGAUUCACUCCUGGUUUUAUUGCACUUUUUGAUAAAGGUUUCAAUGUUCAAGAUUUAUUUCUAUCAAGGCAGGUAAAAGCUGUAAUUCCACCAUUUUUACGUAGUAAGCGACAGUUUACACCCUCUGAAGUGUAUCAUUGCAAGCGCAUAGCACGUGCAAGAAUACACAUUGAACGUGUCAUUGGAAGGCUGAAAGAAUUUCGACUUCUAAAGAACACUCUGCCUAUCACAUUAGUCCCUCAAUUCGAUGAUAUAUGGAUAAUUGCUGCUGCCAUUGUUAACCUGCAACCACCUCUUGUAAAAGCAACAGCAGUAUAA
Hydra vulgaris (swiftwater hydra) is the source of this 1467-nucleotide messenger RNA. RefSeq lists its product as uncharacterized. The record is from RefSeq and is a predicted model, not a curated record. Lineage: Eukaryota; Metazoa; Cnidaria; Hydrozoa; Anthoathecata; Hydridae.